This is a messenger RNA of Penicillium canariense, 1593 nucleotides long. RefSeq lists its product as uncharacterized. The transcript has a single exon. NCBI's taxonomy places the organism in Eukaryota, Fungi, Ascomycota, Eurotiomycetes, Eurotiales, Aspergillaceae. The coding region runs from base 1 to 1593 and encodes 530 amino acids. The record is from RefSeq and is a predicted model, not a curated record.
AUGGCUCCUCGCAAGGGCAUUGAUUCCCCCGUGACGCGCUCGCGAGACCGCGUUCUGCCUGGCGGACCUGGACCUGGACCUGGACCCGGACCCAACGCCAGGAUCGCCAAACCUGCACGCUCCAAAUUCAAGCCCAAGCGGCCUCCCGGACGCCCCUUCAAGAUGCCGGCCCGAAGCGGCUCCUCGCAGUCCCAGUCCCAGUCCCGAUCGGCAAGCUCCAGCCAGCCUUCGGCCGCCCCGAGCGCCGCGUUGACGCCGGCCCCGCGCGCGUUGUCCAUGCUCGAAGCCCUGCCGGUGGAGGUCCUUGAGCAGAUCUUCCUCUACUCCUUGAACCUGAACCUCCCACGCGCCUCGCCCGUCAUCGCUGCGGCAGUUUCGAGGGAACAGAUAUAUAGUCUCCUGAUCAUCCUCGCCUUUUGGGAUGAUCCGCCAACCCACCGGCGCAGCGACGCCAUGAAUCGCAUCCUCACACCGCUGGACUAUGUGCCCCUCACGCUGGACCAGCGUGGCCAGCUGCAGGAGGCGGUUCUUCGCUGCCGGUGGUGCACGAUGGCGCGUGUGCGCGAGCAGAUACCCACGAUCAUGAUCCUCACCAUCCACCGGCAAUGGAUCAACAUGGGCAUCACGAUGGAACCGGCGCAGCAAGCCGCCCUGGAUAGGUUCAUGCAGCGCCAGGACGAUACGAUCCGCACCUUCCACGGCCAAGGACCGCCCCUUACUCGGGCCGCGCAGCUAUGCCAGCACCCGGAGAUGCUGCGCCUGUCGCGCAUUCCCGGCCCACAUGACUACGAGCUACACAUCACGCCUAUGGUGCUCGUAGAACUCCGCGCGCGCACGAUGAAGUCUAUCGUCGCCUGGCCGGCCCUGUCCCUCAUUAAAUUCCCCGACCACCUCCUCCGUGGCCGCAGGACAGGUUUUACGCCAGAUGACGUGAUGUACCUCGAGAUGCUGCGCAUGUGCUCGAACAACUACACGCACAUUGAUUCUCCGCUCAUCCCCUCAACCACGACGACCGUCAACCGCACUGCGCUGCACGAGGGUGUGGGCAAAGCCAUCCGCACGCAGAACUACAACGCGCUCCUCUCCCUCCUCAAGAUCGACGAGUACAUCUUCCGCUUCAACGCGGUCAAUCAAGCCCGCCCGGUCUUUUACACAAUCCCCUCCGACCAUUUCCUGACCGUGACACGGGUCGGACGCGACAAGCCCCAUCUGAACGCAGCAUUUAUGGAAGCUCUCAUCCGCGCAAGCGCCGAAUCAAUCCCGCCCAAUGCCCCCGAGAUCCUCGAAUGGACACUCGAGAACGUGCGUCUCACGCAGCGCCAUCCAAGCUCUUAUAACGACAUCAAUGGCAAGCUGGCGCACUGGCUGUCGAACUUUGUGCUGCGGCUGCCAGAGCAACUGGACUAUACAUCCGAGUUCCCGCAAGGCCAGCUGUUUACUUGUGGCCAGCUGGAUCCGCUGGAUUUGGAGGCGUGCCGCUUUAUUGAGGAGGUGCUUGAGCCGUGGCGCGGGCCGCCGCCUAAUUAUAUGCCCGAAUCGCAAUUUCGCACUGAGGAUUGGUGGGUGGAGAAGAGCGGCUUGUCUAAGAAAUGA